AUGGCAGCUGUACCCGAGAUUCCUAAGAAGGCGAAGGCUAUCAUUUACGACAACCCCGGCACUGUCUCUACCAAGGUCGUCGAAGUGGAUGUGCCUGAGCCCGGUGAUAAUGAAGUCCUGAUUAAUCUCACACACUCCGGCGUGUGCCACUCGGACUUUGGCAUCAUGACCAACACGUGGAAAAUGCUACCAUACCCUACCCAGCCCGGGCAAGUUGGUGGCCACGAGGGAGUCGGAAAGGUCGUGAAGCUCGGCGCUGGCGCCGAAGCAUCAGGCCUGAAGAUCGGAGACAGAGUCGGUAUCAAGUGGAUUUCCAGCGCCUGCGGGCAGUGCCCCCCCUGCCAGGACGGCGCCGACGGUCUCUGCUUCAACCAGAAAGUAUCAGGCUACUACACGCCCGGAACAUUCCAGCAAUACGUCCUCGGCCCAGCCCAAUACGUCACCCCAAUCCCAGACGGCCUCUCCUCAGCCGAAGCCGCGCCCCUCCUCUGCGCAGGCGUUACAGUCUACGCCUCCCUCAAACGCAGCAAAGCCCAACCAGGCCAAUGGAUCGUGAUCUCCGGCGCAGGCGGCGGACUAGGCCACUUGGCCGUCCAGAUCGCCAGCAAGGGCAUGGGUCUACGCGUGAUUGGCGUCGACCACGGGAGCAAAGAAGCACUGGUCAAAGCCUCGGGCGCCGAACACUUCGUGGACAUCACCAAGUUCCCCACAGACGAUAACUUCGCCGCUAUCUCGUCGCACGUCAAAGCGCUCACUACGAAGGGUUUAGGUGCCCACGCAGUCGUCGUCUGUACAGCGUCGAAUGUCGCUUACGCCCAGUCAUUGCUCUUCCUCCGGUACAACGGCACACUCGUUUGCGUGGGCAUUCCCGAGAACGAGCCGAAGGCUAUAGCUACUGCGUUCCCUAGCAAGUUUAUACAGCAGCAUAUACACAUCACGGGGUCGGCGGUGGGCAAUCGGACGGAGGCGAUUGAGACCAUGGAAUUUGCAGCUAGGGGUGUGAUCAAGACUCAUUAUCGGGAGGAGAAGAUGGAGGCUCUGACGGAAGUGUUUAAAGAGAUGGAGGAGGGUAAGUUGCAGGGGCGGGUUGUUCUUGAUCUUUCUUAG
This is a messenger RNA of Aspergillus mulundensis, 1107 nucleotides long. Its product is annotated as zinc-dependent alcohol dehydrogenase. Gene Ontology annotation, molecular function: oxidoreductase activity; zinc ion binding. The record is from RefSeq and is a predicted model, not a curated record. The coding region runs from base 1 to 1107 and encodes 368 amino acids. Lineage: Eukaryota; Fungi; Ascomycota; Eurotiomycetes; Eurotiales; Aspergillaceae. The transcript is spliced from 4 exons.